GCCGGGGCGGCGGUCCGCGAGGAGCGGCUGGGGCCGGCGCAGCCAUGUCCGAACUCAGUGAUGAAGCCAGCGAGCCGGAGUUCCUGAACCGCAGCUUGUCCAUGUGGCAUGGGCUGGGCACACAGGUCAGCCGGGAGGAACUGGAUGUCCACUUGGAUCUUCACACAGCUGCCUCUAUUGGCCAGUAUGAGGUGGUGAAGGAGUGUGUGCAGCGGAGAGAGUUAGAUUUGAAUAAGAAGAAUGGUGGUGGCUGGACCCCGCUGAUGUAUGCCUCCUACAUUGGACACGAUACCAUCGUGCACCUGCUGCUCGAGGCAGGGGUGAGUGUGAAUGUGCCGACCCCAGAAGGGCAGACUCCACUGAUGCUGGCCUCCAGCUGUGGCAACGAGAGCAUCGCCUACUUUCUCCUCCAGCAAGGUGCAGAGCUGGAGAUGAAAGACAUUCAUGGCUGGACUGCACUUUUCCACUGUACCAGUGCCGGGCACCAGCAGAUGGUCAAGUUCCUCCUGGAUAGCGGAGCAAACGCCAACGUAAGGGAGCCAGUCUAUGGAUUUACUCCUUUGAUGGAAGCAGCUGCUGCUGGCCAUGAGAUAAUUGUGCAGUAUUUUCUGAAUCACGGAGUCAGAGUGGACAUGAGAGAUCAUAGUGGAGCCACGGCCCGGAUGCUGGCCAAGCAAUAUGGACACAUGAAGAUUGUGGCCUUGAUAGACAGUCACUCGCCUGCUCUGCCUAAGAACCUCUACCGGAGCCCAGAAAAAUAUGAAGAUCUGAGCUCUUCUGAUGAGUCUUACCCUGUUGCUCAGAGACAGAGGCCCUGUCGCAAGAAGGGCCUCAGCAUCCACGAGGGGCCUCGCGCCUUGGCCAGGAUCACAGCAAUUGGACUUGGAGGCGAGGCCCCGCAGCCCCAUGGUGAGCAGCUGCCUCCACGGGGCUACAUGACCUUCACCAGCAGUGAUGAGAACCCCCUGGAAGGUGAAGGCCUCUGCUACCGGGACGUCACCUCCCCCAUCAAUGAGCGGGACGUGGAGAGCAGCAGCAGCAGCAGCCGGGAGGAGCCUGUUUUCUGUGCCAGCCUCGGGGCUGUGCGAAGCAGCAGCAGUGAGGGCCUGGUGAGAGCCCAGGGGCUCAGCAGUGAAGCCUCCCUGGAGAGCAAUGAGGAUUCAGAUCAUGUCCGUAAAAGCUCCGUUCGCAGACAAACCAAGAGUUACGUGAAGACCAAGAAUCGUUCCAGCACCAGUGAUGGCCAGUGGCCUCCCAGCUCCGGGACUUGUGGAACAGCCUGUUCCCCAAGAUGUGUGCCCCAAGCUGAGAGGUCAUCCUACACAGGACCCCAGGAUCUUGCAACACUGCUGGAGCAGAUUGGCUGCCUGAAGUACCUGCAGGUGUUUGAGGAGCAGGAUGUGGACCUCCGCAUCUUCCUGACCCUCACUGAGAGUGACCUGAAGGAAAUCGGUAUCACGUUGUUUGGGCCUAAAAGGAAGAUGACCUCUGCCAUUGCCCGCUGGCACAGCAGUGCCCGUCCCCCAAGUGAUGCCCUGGAGCUGGCCUAUGCUGACCGACUGGAGGCCGAGAUGCAGGAGCUUGCCAUCCAGCUGCACAAGCGCUGUGAGGAGGUGGAGGCCAUGCGUGGCCAGGUGUCCCAGGAGCAGGAGUUGCGGGCUGUGGUGGAGAGCUGCCUGUUGGAGCAGGAUGGCGCUCGCAAGAACGUCCACACCCAGCUUCAGGAGACCUGGGCCCUGGCCCAGGGUGCCACCCUUGUCCUGGAGCAGCUACGAGCCUGUCAAGCUGAACUGUCAGCCCGAGUGAGGCAGGACCAGCCCUACAGUGCGACCACCCUGGGCCCAGGCCACCCAUUGGCAGACUCCAAAGGCUGGCAUGCAUCCCUGCAGGCCAUGAGCCUCCCUGAGCUGUCGGGAGCCCUGGAAGACUGUGUCCAUGAGAUGGGACGAGCACUGUGCUCAGUGACCCAGAGCCUGGAGAAGCUGCAGGUGCUCAACGGGAAGGAGAAGUGGCGGGAUCCCUAACCAGGAAGGAUGAAUCUGACGUUGGGUGAUCGAUCCACCCUGAAGUUGUGUGCCAGGAAGACCAGAGGGCAGGCCAGGCCCAAGGUGGGGCUGAGAAUCAGGCCCCAGGGAGCAAUCUGCAGACAGAGGCGGAACUGGGGCUGUGGCCCCUGCCAGGCAGCAAAGUCAGCACUGAGGAAAGGAUGAGGGCUUCUCACCCAGAAUCCGGUGGUAAGGCCCUGAGCUCAUGGGCUGCCAUGUCCAGACCAGGCAGGCCCUGGAGAGACGGUAUCCCACACAAGUAGGCACCUCACCAAGGUCUGACCUCAAGGUGAGGACCAGGAUGCCUAGAAAAUGUGCCAUUUGUUGGAGAAUAAAAUUUACAUCGGCUGAUAAGGG
Marmota flaviventris (yellow-bellied marmot) is the source of this 2402-nucleotide messenger RNA. It is a transcript of the gene Anks3, whose product is annotated as ankyrin repeat and sterile alpha motif domain containing 3. Gene Ontology annotation, molecular function: protein binding. The record is from RefSeq and is a predicted model, not a curated record. Gene Ontology annotation, cellular component: cilium. NCBI's taxonomy places the organism in Eukaryota, Metazoa, Chordata, Mammalia, Rodentia, Sciuridae.